Homarus americanus (American lobster) is the source of this 411-nucleotide messenger RNA. RefSeq names its product histidine-rich protein PFHRP-II-like. The coding region runs from base 1 to 411 and encodes 136 amino acids. The transcript has a single exon. Lineage: Eukaryota; Metazoa; Arthropoda; Malacostraca; Decapoda; Nephropidae. The record is from RefSeq and is a predicted model, not a curated record.
AUGCUGUCAACCCAACAUAAUGCUUUGACAUCCAUGCUGCUGAUAUUUCAUAAUGCGCUGACAUCCAUGCUACUGAAGAAAAUAAUGGUCAAAAUCCAUGCUUACUUUGACGAUCAUAAUGCUGACAUCCAUGCUGCUGAUGUUCAUAAUGCUGACAUCCAUGCUACUGACGAACAUAAUGGUCAAAUCCAUGCUGCUGACGAUCAUAAUGCUGACAUCCAUGCUGUUGACGAUCAUAAUGCUGACAUCCAUGCUGUUGACGAUCAUAAUGCUGACAUCCAUGCUGCUGACGAUCAUAAUGCUGACAUCCAUGCUGCUGACGAUCAUAAUGCUGACAUCCAUGCUGCUGACACUCAGCCUGAUAAUCCUAAUGUUAUCAAUAUCUCCUGCGUUGCUGACUCAUGCUCCUGA